Pteropus alecto (black flying fox) is the source of this 1508-nucleotide messenger RNA. It is a transcript of the gene CMPK1, whose product is annotated as cytidine/uridine monophosphate kinase 1. The coding region runs from base 83 to 622 and encodes 179 amino acids. NCBI's taxonomy places the organism in Eukaryota, Metazoa, Chordata, Mammalia, Chiroptera, Pteropodidae. Gene Ontology annotation, biological process: CDP biosynthetic process; UDP biosynthetic process. Gene Ontology annotation, molecular function: ATP binding; UMP kinase activity. The record is from RefSeq and is a predicted model, not a curated record. Gene Ontology annotation, cellular component: cytoplasm; nucleus. The transcript is spliced from 5 exons.
UGCCCCUUCUCGCCGCCCCGCCCCGCGCCUCUGCCGGCCGGGUUGCUGUCAGCUCCCUCAUCGUCCGGCAGAGACGUGGUGUAUGCUGAGCCGCUGCGGCCGCCAGCUGCUGCAAGUCCUGGGCCUUAGCUUCCCGCUGCUUACCCACCGGCCGCAUAUUCUCUACCCUCACCGCCUCAUGAAGCCGCUGGUCGUCUUCGUCCUCGGCGGUCCCGGCGCCGGCAAGGGGACCCAGUGCGCCCGCAUUGUCGAGGAAAUGGAUCAGACAAUGGCUGCCAAUGCUCAGAAGAAUAAAUUCUUGAUUGAUGGGUUUCCAAGAAAUCAAGACAACCUUCAAGGUUGGAACAAGACCAUGGAUGGGAAGGCAGAUGUAGCUUUUGUUCUGUUUUUCGAUUGUAAUAAUGAGAUCUGUGUUGAACGAUGUCUUGAGAGGGGAAAGAGCAGUGGUAGGAGUGAUGACAACAGAGAGAGCUUAGAAAAGAGAAUUCAAACAUAUCUUCAGUCAACAAAGCCAAUUAUUGACUUAUAUGAAGAAAUGGGGAAAGUCAAGAAAAUAGAUGCUUCUAAAUCUGUUGAUGAAGUUUUUGAUGAAGUUGUGAAGAUUUUUGACAAAGAAGGCUAACUCUAAACCUGAAAGCAUCUUUGAAAUCAUGCUUGAAUAUUGCUUUGAUAUAGCUGCUGUCACAAUCUCUUUUUAAGGCAAUUUUAAUGUUUCAUAAUUACAUCACAAUUAAUGGCUAGAAAGUAUGUAGUAAGACAAAUUAAAGUUUUUAUCAGUUUUUUUUGGGGGGGGUCAUAGGAAUAGAGAGUGAAUUCGGGUCUAACUUUAUCUUAGCCAUGGUGCUCACAAAACAAAGAAGGGUAUUAGCUAGUUCUUGUUUUUAUUCAAAAAAGAUAUCCCUUUUAUAGUUUGUGCCUUCUGUGAGCAAAAUUUUUUAGUAUAUAUGUAUCUCCCUUUAGUAAUUACAACAUGUUGGGAUUAAGGAUUCCUCAUUUCCUCUUUUUCUUGCAGGUUUUAAAUUUCCAACCUGUUAAGUGAAUUUGUGGACCAAAUUUCAAAGGAACUUUUUGUGUAGUCAGUUCUUGCACAAUGUGUUCGGUAAACAAACUCAUAAAAUGAAUUCCUAGAAGUGUUUUAGUAUUUAUCAAAUAACUGACUAUUUUCUAUAGGAUGGUAAGAAAAGUUAGGCUUUGUUUUACUACAGCUUGUACAAAGUUGUGUGACAGGGCAUAGUCUUUGCUUCCAGGGAUCGGGAUGGGGGCACUGGGGGUUCAGAGCCUGGCAGAAUUGUCAACCUUAUUCUAACACAAAUCUGAGGAUAAGGGGCAAGGAUCACAUUUAAUAACGUGUUCCUCAUGCUCUAUUAGUGUUAUUAAUAAUUAAACUGAUCUUAACAAAAUUCCUAGCAGUGGAACCUUAACAUGCAUGUACUAGGUUUAUGGUAAAAUGGUUUUUUGGUUUGUUUGUUUUCUUGAUUAAAUAUAAGGUUAGUAUAAUGUCGAAGGAA